AUGUCAAGAGCUCACAGUGACCUCAGUCCAGCUCCUCUGGUUCAAGUUUCAGAAGAGCUGUCCUCUGAUAAGGAGCGGAUGCACACAAUCAUUGAACCAUGCCUUGCAGGAGCCAGUGUCUCAGGUGCUACUGAGCCCGUCUUUAAACACAAGGACAACAGGAUGAAGUCAAGAGGCUGUGUGUAUCAAUGUGUAGGGUUUUGCCUGUCAUUUGUCGGUUGGAUGUGCUCUUUUGCAACCACAGUACUGCGUGAGUGGAUGACCAUGAACGCUGACUUAAUAUUGACUGAGCAGUUCUCCAUUGGAAUCUGGGAGACAUGUGUUGCCCAGGAUGAAGGGGCAGUCCAAUGCAAGGCGUACGAUAGUCUUUUAAGUCUGCCAGAGGACAUUCAGCUGGCUCGAAGCUUCAUGUGCACGUCCAUUGCCUUCGGCUUGCUGAGCUUGGUGCUCUCCCUGUCUGGAUCGACAUCCGUCACCUGCUGUGGUGAUGACAAUGCCAAAAAGGGGAGGUUAAUGAUCAGUGGUGGAGUGCUCUCUAUUCUGGCUGGAGCUACGACCCUCAUUCCGGUGUCCUAUAUAGCCCACUUGACGGUGGUGAAGUUCUGGGCUGCUGAUGUUCCCGAAUUUGUCCCACGUUGGGAGUUUGGUCAGGCUUUGUUUGUUGGUUGGGCUGGUGGCUUCCUUCUGUUGUCUGGUGGUGUUCUGCUCAUCAUUGGCCAGUGCUGCUUCAGAAAACCCAAGAGCAACAUUGAGCUGAAGCCGCCACUUAACACCGUGAGGAAACAACUGUGGUAUAAAGUGGAGUAUGUUUAA
Messenger RNA from Pristis pectinata (smalltooth sawfish), 813 nucleotides. RefSeq names its product putative claudin-24. NCBI's taxonomy places the organism in Eukaryota, Metazoa, Chordata, Chondrichthyes, Rhinopristiformes, Pristidae. The transcript has a single exon. Gene Ontology annotation, cellular component: bicellular tight junction; plasma membrane. Gene Ontology annotation, biological process: cell adhesion; bicellular tight junction assembly. Gene Ontology annotation, molecular function: structural molecule activity. The coding region runs from base 1 to 813 and encodes 270 amino acids. The record is from RefSeq and is a predicted model, not a curated record.